UUUCUCUUUGGGGGUGGUGAAGACUUGGCCAUGUCGUUCAAUAAACUCUUAAAAACUUUGGCUGAUAGAUACGCGUCACAAGCCGUCCCUACCAAAACUGUGCAAGGUUGGGAAACGACGUCGGAUCUAAGAAAAAAAUUGGUUGCAACUCAUAUCAAUGCGCUACCUAGCCGUCUCCAAAGCGCAAAGGAAGAGUUGAAGGAUUUUGUACAAAAGACGCGUACUUUGGACUUUACAUACCUUGCUGCUUUUCGGUUUGGAAUCCGAAGUUUAGAGUUGGCGGCGUGGUACUGGAUAGGGAAGACUUUGGGAAAGAGAGAACUUCCCAACUCCAUAUAAAAAGUUGCAAAAGACUUUUAUUGGUUUGGUUGGCUUCAUUUGUGCUUGUUUCGGAAACCUCUUGUUUCAUAUUGGUGUUUUAUAAAAUAGUUGAACUUUUUAGAAGUUGCCUAAUAUAUAUCCAUCU
This is a messenger RNA of Galdieria sulphuraria, 466 nucleotides long. RefSeq lists its product as uncharacterized. Bases 31 to 339 code for a protein of 102 amino acids. Lineage: Eukaryota; Rhodophyta; Bangiophyceae; Galdieriales; Galdieriaceae. The record is from RefSeq and is a predicted model, not a curated record. The transcript is spliced from 2 exons.